Spea bombifrons (plains spadefoot toad) is the source of this 2564-nucleotide messenger RNA. It is a transcript of the gene CSNK1A1, whose product is annotated as casein kinase 1 alpha 1. NCBI's taxonomy places the organism in Eukaryota, Metazoa, Chordata, Amphibia, Anura, Pelobatidae. Bases 411 to 1508 code for a protein of 365 amino acids. Gene Ontology annotation, biological process: negative regulation of canonical Wnt signaling pathway; peptidyl-serine phosphorylation; signal transduction. The record is from RefSeq and is a predicted model, not a curated record. Gene Ontology annotation, molecular function: ATP binding; protein serine/threonine kinase activity. The transcript has 11 exons. Gene Ontology annotation, cellular component: cytoplasm; nucleus.
UGCGGAGGAGGGCAUUUUGUGGCGAGGAAGACUAAACGGGGGGAGCAGGAAGGAGAUAUCACAAGAUGGCGGCCUGAGGAGGAACGGAGGGGCUGCGGCUGUUAGGAAGGGAAAAUACUAGGUAGAGCCCGGGAGAGCUUGGGGUAUUCUGGGCUCUAUUGAUCCACACUCCGCUUCUAUAGUGGGUCCCGGGCCAGCGAGAGUGAAGGGAGUGUGCGUUACACGAUAGAGGUUCCCCCGUGACCUCGGACCGAACAAAGGACCCCGUUUAUAGGAGCGGGGCGGCCGACGUACGGGCUUUUCCCCUCCUGCCCUAGCCGUGUACAGUGCUCUCUUCUCUGGGUAUCUACCCUUCUUAGGCUCGGUUUUCUUGAUAUCUGGGGUCUCGAUACCUCGUCAUACCCGGGAUCAUGGCAAGCAGCAGCGGCUCCAAAGCCGAGUUCAUCGUUGGAGGAAAAUACAAGUUGGUGCGGAAGAUCGGCUCUGGAUCCUUCGGCGAUAUCUAUUUGGCAAUCAACAUCACGAAUGGCGAGGAGGUUGCUGUGAAGCUGGAGUCGCAGAAAGCCCGUCAUCCUCAGUUGCUCUACGAAAGUAAACUCUACAAGAUCUUGCAAGGGGGAGUUGGCAUCCCACACAUCCGGUGGUAUGGACAAGAAAAAGACUACAACGUCCUAGUCAUGGAUCUGCUUGGACCUAGUCUUGAAGACCUCUUCAACUUUUGCUCCCGCAGAUUCACAAUGAAGACUGUACUAAUGUUAGCGGACCAGAUGAUCAGUAGAAUUGAAUACGUUCACACUAAGAAUUUUAUACACAGAGACAUUAAACCAGACAAUUUCCUAAUGGGCAUUGGACGUCACUGUAAUAAGUGUUUAGAAUCUCCAGUGGGGAAGAGGAAAAGAAGCAUGACUGUUAGUACUUCUCAGGACCCAUCUUUCUCAGGAUUAAACCAGUUAUUCCUUAUAGACUUCGGUUUGGCCAAAAAGUACAGAGACAACAGGACAAGGCAGCACAUACCCUACAGAGAAGACAAAAAUCUAACCGGAACAGCCCGCUAUGCUAGUAUCAACGCUCACCUAGGAAUUGAACAGAGUCGUCGUGAUGAUAUGGAGUCUCUAGGAUAUGUGCUAAUGUACUUCAACAGAACCAGCCUUCCUUGGCAGGGAUUGAAGGCUGCAACAAAGAAACAAAAGUACGAAAAGAUCAGUGAAAAGAAAAUGUCCACCCCUGUCGAGGUGCUGUGUAAGGGGUUUCCAGCAGAAUUUGCGAUGUAUCUGAAUUACUGCCGCGGCCUUCGCUUUGAGGAGGCACCAGACUACAUGUAUCUGAGGCAACUGUUCAGGAUUCUCUUCAGGACUUUGAACCACCAAUACGACUACACAUUUGACUGGACAAUGUUAAAGCAGAAGGCAGCCCAGCAAGCGGCCUCCUCAAGUGGGCAGGGCCAGCAAGCCCAAACCCCCACAGGCAAGCAAACUGACAAAUCCAAGAGUAACAUGAAAGGAUUUUGAGAACUCAAGAAGCAAAUAUUGAAGAUCCUGGCACGAGCUGGACCCGUCACUCCCUUAAAACAUAGAGAUUUUUAGUUCAUAUGUACACUUGACAGUUGUUGUGGGAGACCAUUUACUCGGUGUAAAACGGAACUUAAUUUCAGUCUGGCUACCGGUGACGUCCGCCAUGUCGACUUGUAGCCGCUGGUAUUUGUGAAUAUCACGAAGAUUAGUGAAACAUGGUGUCCAGUUUUCUAUUGCAUCCUAUUUUUUUUCUCUCCUCUCCCCUGAAAGUUAGGGGCUGGUGGUUCUGAUAUAUUUGGCAUUUGACAUAGUGGUGGAAGAAAUUGUGCAUAUGCCAACUUUUUUUUUCCCCCCUCCUAUGGUUAAUCUUUGACUGUACACUGCUUACAGCUUCCCCUGCUCCAGAAGAAAAAGCAUGACAUGAUUUCCUACAGAUUGUUGUGAUGGCCCAUGUAUAAAAGAACUGCAUUUCCCCCCCCCAGAGUUUUUUUCCUUCACUUAUCACAUCAACAUGUUUUAACUGUACACCUUAGAACAUUCUUAACCAUUUCAUUGUAGACCUCUAGAGUAUGCGCUGCAGGUAUAAGUGAGUAAAUUUGAGAUUCUUCAUGUUUGUCACCUUGGGUAUUAUGGUGACCAUGUGGUUCCAGAUUAUUAGGACUGUCUGGCUUCACAGCUCAGUCCUUACAGGAUUGUUAUAGAAAUAUUGUGUAAUAUACCCAUAAUCUAUGCCUAUCAUUAUAAUCUGAAACCGUCAAAUCCCCCUAAUAUAACCAAAGAUACCAAUUUUAGGCAAACAGUACAACUGAUUCCUGUGUUUGUGUAUUUUAUAAGGACAUCGUUGACAGUGCAGGACCUGUGUCAGUUUCCUUUAUUUUUUUUUUGUAAAAAAAAUUAAACUGCAGCAUUUGUCAUAAACUAGUUAACACCUUAAAAGCUUGUUUAAGUGGCUUAGGAAACUUAAUCACUGUAAACACGAUCUGGGAUAUCUUUGUUUUUUAUUUUAUUUUUUUCGUUCUGUUUGUUUACAAGUUCAUUAAAAACUGAAAUUGA